Cokeromyces recurvatus is the source of this 1755-nucleotide messenger RNA. RefSeq lists its product as uncharacterized. The transcript has 2 exons. Bases 1 to 1755 code for a protein of 584 amino acids. The record is from RefSeq and is a predicted model, not a curated record. NCBI's taxonomy places the organism in Eukaryota, Fungi, Mucoromycota, Mucoromycetes, Mucorales, Mucoraceae.
AUGAAUUCACAAUUUAGACCUGAUCCUUCUAAACUUAAUCCUAAAUUCGAAAGCUACAAAUUAAGCGCUUUUCCUGAAUCUAAACUAUUUCGAACAUCAUUAACUUUACAACCCUUUCGACAAUCCAAUGAUCGACGUAUAGGCUUCCGCGAUUUGCAAGCACGUAUUCGUCUCAGUAGCCUCUUUUAUGGUUAUCCACUCGAUAAAAAUAGAGGAUCCGCUUUUUUUAUUGAUCAGAAUUUCCAUUUGUACAUGAUUGUCUUUAACAAUCUUACAAAAGAAACAUCGAUUCAUUUGAUUAGUGAACUUAUUCAACCCAUUGGACCUAUACCUUCAUUUACUGAACCUGAUAGCUCAGUACCCUUAGACCUUCAGUUACCUUCAGUGAUAGCACUGGGUCGAGAUCUGCUAUUAGUUUCAAAUGGAGUAGGUGACAUUGAAUUGAUAGGUAUUGAAGAGACACAGCUGGGACAAUUUGUAGGUGCUUCAUUAGCUACUGUAGCUUAUCCUGGAACUGGGGAUGAAGGUAUUUCACCUGUUCCUUGUGUUCUAUUGACGGGACAACGCACGGCCGCUACAAUCACCUUUCUUGUCUACAGUCGUGCUAAUGCUAAACAAAAGACAGAAUUUAAUAUUGCCAUGAUGGAAAUGGAUUUACCCAAUACAAAUGAUGAUACGAUUGUGAUUCAUCCUAGAGUGUUAUUUAUCUUGAGAGGCUCUGAGGUUCCGGUCUAUUACUCGAUAACACCAAAUGGUCGAUUGGUUUUGGGUAGUGAAACACGCUUUCAACGUAUUUCACUGUCAGAGGUAGAAGAUCAAGAAGAGAUGAUGGAUAUUGACAGAAAGCCAGUAACAUCACCCGCCUAUCAAUGGAGUCAAGAGGGACCUGAUAUGACGGUGAUGUUCAAGCUACCUUCAGGUACACCCAAAUCCUCCAUUAAUUGUAAAUUUGUAAAGGAUCACCUCAGUCUAUUAGUAAAUGAACAAAUCUCAUAUCCAUAUCGUAAAUUAUGGAGUACCAUUCGACCAGACGAUUGUCUUUGGACGCUUGAAGAUGAUACGUUGACAUUAUUCCUAACAAAAGAAGAUGAAAGGACACGAUGGCCACAACUCUUUGAUCAUGAUGAUGGUAUUCUAGAGACCUUAACACCGCUUCGACUCGAAGAAAUCAAGCAACAUAUGAAUAAAUUCACACAAGAUCCAAAUGAGGGAAUCCCUACUGGAAUGGCACCACCACCACCACCACCUUCACAACAUCCAGCAGCGACAGAUAUGGAUGAAGAUAUUGAUGAAGAAGGACACCCCGUGUUGUUUACCGUCUAUAGUCGUGAUGGACAGGUAAAAGAUGAAAUUGAGAACCGAUCCAAUUGGCUAUGUAGUGCCUUUACCAGUAGUUCACACAUGACAUCUGUUUGUCUUCAAUCUGAUGUAGAUGGGCUUGUGUUUAGUCUAAGAGAAGAAGAGGGUAAAUUAGAGGUUCAACAUGAGACUACCUUGGAUGCCUUUGCCUUUGUACAGGCAUCUAAACGAGAUGCAAGAUUUAUUCACCAUGAUCCUAAUGGUGAAUUCAGUGCGAUUAUCGAAAGUAAUCGUAAUGCAUAUCUCUAUUAUCAUGCUGGUCGAGCAUUCAUUAAAAAGCAGUCAUUAAUAGAUUUAACAAGAGGUGAAGGAGAUGUACUUGGUGUACAAUUGAUACUUUCAGGAACAAUCAUGGUUUUGACCGAAACUGAAGUCAUUGUCAUCUUAACACUUUAA